Drosophila mauritiana is the source of this 1400-nucleotide messenger RNA. Its product is annotated as parafibromin. Gene Ontology annotation, molecular function: RNA polymerase II complex binding. Gene Ontology annotation, cellular component: Cdc73/Paf1 complex. Gene Ontology annotation, biological process: positive regulation of transcription elongation by RNA polymerase II; transcription elongation by RNA polymerase II. The coding region runs from base 76 to 1179 and encodes 367 amino acids. NCBI's taxonomy places the organism in Eukaryota, Metazoa, Arthropoda, Insecta, Diptera, Drosophilidae. The record is from RefSeq and is a predicted model, not a curated record. The transcript has 2 exons.
UUGUAUCGAAAAAAGCAUAUAAAUUUUAACAAGCUUGAAUUUGAGUGCCCUAAUCAAGCGUGAAAAUCAACCGAAAUGGAUCCUAUCCUAAAGACCCUUACCGAGACCAUGACCGUGGAGGCCAUCGCUAUCAUCAAGGCCAAGCGCUUGGCUAUGAAGCAGAGCGUCAAUAUGAACGCCAUGGAGAUGAGGGCCCAGGAGCGGGAGAUGCGUCGCAUGUCGGAUAACAUGCAGAAGGAACUGGGCAAGCGGGCCAUGGAGCGGGAGCGACCGUGCCGCGUUUUCGAGGAACAGCUGCUGGGCGAAAGGGAGAUGACGACUGCUCAGAAAUACCUCAAAUUGUUCAACGAUUCCAAGAUGCGUAGCUUGGACCACACGUGGUCGGAGUUAUCAGCGACAGCCAUUGAGGAAACGAUGGACAUGCCGGAAUUGCCGCCCCAGCCGGAGAUCAUGACAGAGCCGCCUAGGCGGAAGACCAGGUACAAUCGCUAUGGCCAGGAGAAAUUCCUCACGGAUCAGCAGGAGUUCGCCAUAAAUCCGCAGGGCAGCAACUUGGAGAAGGCCGCAACUUUUCUCGAAAGUCAACAAGACAAGCAGCUCAACAGGAACGAUUCUGAGAGUAAGGAAAUCAUUGAAAUACCGAAGCACGACAGCAAGGGUCGCGGCCACUCGAAGCUUUACUCACGGAUGCCCAUCAUUGUGGUUCCACCUACAAAGACCAGCAUGGUCAACCUGUACAAUAUCAAGAAACUGCUCCAGGACUUGCGCUACUUGAAUGUGGCUGAUGUGCCUGGUGAAAUUCAACUCAAGGAGGUCAUAGUCGAGCACCAAUUCCAGAACGAGACUGUGAGCUACCGGGUCAUCGACAACGUGGCGCGCCUGACCCCCGUCGAGUGGGAUCGUGUGAUCGCCGUGUUCGCCAUGGGACCACGCUGGCAAUUCAAGGAUUGGCCGAAGGGCGCUAACCCCGCCGCCAUCUUCCACAAGCUGUGCGCCUUCCAUCUGCACUUCAAGCAUACGCCGAUGUCCAAUGAGCUGCGCAAAAUGCAGGUGCACUCGCUGGCCCUCUCGCCCUACGAGCGCCACUCGGACAGCGGCAUCCUGAUGGAGUUCUGGAACAAAGUGGACCAACACAUGGCCGUCCAUGCCCGUCAGUUUGCGUUUAUCUGGCAGGAGUAGGGUGCUCGUGCUUACUUUCCCCCUGGCGCACAUACAUACAUAGAUGCCAGAUAAGCAGGGAAAUCAAUAAGUGAAAUUGAAUAAGCCAGAACAAAGGACGAAGGACAAAGACACACAACACACGCAUACACACACACACACAUGGGGCGUUGCUGCGUUAAUAAAAAGGGAGCGGAACGGGCGCAUCAGAGAAAUAUAUCACGUUUGUAUAAAAAUCAUAU